CGAAGAGGCCGGGCAAGAUGCGGGCCUAUCGCUGCGGGCACCGGGGGCCAGAAAACCAAGACUCUAACGACCUCCCAGCGUGGAGCGGGCGGGAUCUUAGUCUCCGAGGAUGGGGGAAAGGCUCGGUCAGGGCCGCGCGGGGCCUCCGGGGGGCGCUCUAACCGCGGCGUCCCCGCGCCUCGGCCCCGCGGCCGGCCUCCCGCCAGAGGCGUCGCUGUGCGCUCGCGCCGGCCCCGGAGCCGCGCUCCGCGGGGAGCAGGCGCUCACGCCGAGCAGGGGUUUCAGUUUCUGGCGCGAACUUCCGCCGUUCCGAAGUUGCACGACGAAUUGGCGCGAUGUCCGGAGACAGCAGCGGCCGCCGGUCCGAAGGCCGAGGCCGGGGCCGGGGCCGCGACCCGCACCGGGAUCGCACACGCUCCCGCUCGCGGUCUCCGCUGUCGCCCGGGUCCCGCCGCGGCGCCGCGGCCGAGCGCAGGGAGGCCCCCGAGCGCCCGGGCUUGGAGGAGACAGAGCCGUCGGACUCCGGGGACGAGAUAGACCCGGAGAGCUUGGAGGCGGAGACCGACCACGGCCUCUGCCGCCAGAUCCGCCAUCAGUACCGGGCCCUCAUCAACUCGGUCCAACAAAACCGGGAGGAUAUACUGAAUGCCAGCGACAAAUUAACAGAGGUCCUUGAAGAGGCCAACACUCUGUUUAAUGGAGUGUCCCGAGCGAGGGAAGCAGUCCUGGAUGCCCAUUUUCUCGUUUUGGCUUCAGAUCUGGGCAAAGAGAAAGCAAAGCAGCUGCGUUCUGAUCUGAACUCUUUUGAUAUGUUAAGAUAUGUGGAAACUCUACUGACACAUAUGGGUGUAAAUCCGCUAGAAGCUGAAGAACUCAUCCGUGAUGAAGAUAGUUCUGAUUUUGAAUUCAUAGUCUAUGACUCCUGGAAAAUAUCAGGCAAAACAGCAGAAAACACCUUUAAUAAAACCCAUACAUUCCACUUUCUGUUGGGUUCAAUACAAGGAGAGUUCCCCGUGCCAAAGCCACGAACCGAUCGUCCAAGAAAAAAUCCUAAGGCAGAAGUGAAGCAGGCAAUGCCUGACCAGUUACAAAAAAUGGAAGCAUCUCAUCAAGAAGCAACAGAAAAAGAAGUAGAAAGAAUUCUGGGAUUGUUGCAAACAUAUUUUCGAGAGGAUCCUGAUACUCCUAUGUCCUUUUUUGACUUUGUGGUAGAUCCACAUUCUUUCCCCCGAACAGUGGAAAAUAUUUUUCAUGUUUCCUUCAUUAUAAGGGAUGGUUUUGCAAGAAUAAGACUAGACCAAGACCGACUGCCAAUAAUCGAGCCUAUUAAUGACGAAAGUGAAGGAAUUGACCAGAACACCCAAAUUAGGAAUCAAGGAAUUAUCGCUUUGAGUUAUCGGGACUGGGAGAUGUUUUUUGCUCUCUGCCAGGAGAUUGUGAAGACCUUUGAGAUCUCAGAGCCUGUGAUUGCUUCAGGCCAGAGCCAGUAGAGACUGAGCACCUGAUGCCCGACGAAGGUAAUGUUUCCUCUGGGACAGCUGAAUGUUUUAUUAAACUUGCCUUGGAAUUCAAAACAUCCCACUUUUUCACUUUCUGGUGAAACUGGGAUGUGGCCUCACUCUAGUGCCCCUGUUCUUGGAACUGCAUGUACUGGUGAGAUAAGGACCUAGAGGCUGCAAGGUUCCUUCCUUGGAUAGAUUUGUGGUUGAUAGAAGCAGAGCAGGGAUUUUUCUUGGUUUGGCUUCCCACCCCUCUCCCCCUAACAAAUUGGUAAAUUAGAUAAAUGGAUAUUGAAUCCUCCCAUUAGGUUUGUUCACUGUCCCUUUUGCAUUUGCUUACUUCAUUGGUACAAAGGAAAAAAGGAAGAUUCGGUUAGAAUUACCUUGGAAUGAUGUUAGUGAAUGGGCUUUUCUGACAUCUGAGUUAUGCUAUGAGAGAAUUCUUCAUUUUUAUGAAGGAGAUCAUUGUUAGAAGGAAAUCUUAGUGAUGAUCUGGCAUUCUGUACUGUAAACAGCUGUGGAUGAGAAUCAGAAGACCUGGAUUCUGUUGGCUCUGCAUCUUACUUUAAAACACUGGGCAAGUUAAAAAUAGGUUUUUAGUACUUAAUGUAAACUCUUAAUGUGUGCCUCAAUUAAUUGGACUUUUGUUCAAGAUAAUUGAGGGAAAGAGGAGAAUAGACAUAUAAUGGCAUAUAAUGUGAGUUAAUCUAGGCCCUAUUCACUGAGGAGAGACCAAUUGUUAGAUUUUGUUUAUGUACAUUAAAUGAACUUUCCAUUUAUUGUUUACAAACUGUUAACCAGCUAUUUUUUCCCCCUUUUUAGGACUCGGGUGGAUAGUAAAAUCCAAAAAUGGAAAGCAGCAUGUACUGUAUAUAUUGUAUGAUUAAACAUUUUUAAAGACAGAUUGCUUUAAGUAAAAUGUAGCUUUUGAUAGUCAAUGAAUUUGUUGUGGUUGUCUUUGAUUAAAGAAAAUUCACUGCCAUAUUCACAAAUA
Molecule: messenger RNA, 2493 nt
Organism: Manis pentadactyla (Chinese pangolin)
Lineage: Eukaryota; Metazoa; Chordata; Mammalia; Pholidota; Manidae
Gene: NSMCE4A
Product: NSE4 homolog A, SMC5-SMC6 complex component
Exons: 10
Coding region: 336-1490 (384 amino acids)
Biological process (GO): DNA repair
Cellular component (GO): Smc5-Smc6 complex; nucleus
Source: RefSeq, a predicted model, not a curated record